This is a messenger RNA of Macrosiphum euphorbiae (potato aphid), 462 nucleotides long. The record is from the annotation of a GenBank genome assembly. Lineage: Eukaryota; Metazoa; Arthropoda; Insecta; Hemiptera; Aphididae.
AUGUCAUCUAUAAGAAGAAAGAAAACAGUGCUAGGAUAUGCCGGUGUUUAUUAUCUUUACAUGAACAUGUUGAAAGCCCGAACUCCGAGAUCAGUAUGGAUGAAAAAUUGGAUGUCGGAUAAAACCAAAUUCGGGCACUUACCAUUACUCCAAGAACUAAGAACUAAUAAUCCAGAAGACUUCAUAAACUAUUUGAGGAUUGAUGGUACUACAUUUGAUCACUUACUGAGUUUAAUUGGGCCACUUAUACAAAAAGAAGAUACUGUUAUGAGGGAAUGCAUACCACCAGAACAACGAUUAUUAGCAACUCUAACGUAUCUUGCCUCUGGUAUGUCGUACCAGAGAUUAAAAUUUUCAACUGCUAUUUCUGCACCCAGCCUUUGUGAAAUUAUACCAGAAACUUGUGCUGCACUGUAUCAAGUAUUAAAAAAGGAUUAUUUAACUGUAAGUAAUAUAUUAUAA